ACUGUAUUGGUGUCACUGGGGAUGUCAGUGACACCAAGUCAGUUCCCCUCAGUGUCAGAAUAGGAAGACUGUUUGCUAAAAAAAGCACUGACUGGGCAGAAAGGGGUUAACAUGUGGGGCGAUCAAAGGGUUAACUGUGUGCUGUUUUACUAUGGGGGCUGUGUGUGUUUUUCACUGUAAAAACACUGCUUUGUAUGGCUCUGGUAUGCAGAGCCAUACAAAGCAGUGUGCAGGAGCUGACAGGGGAGAGAUCUGUAUUGGUUACAUACAGGUCUCUCCCUGGUCACAAAUU
This is a messenger RNA of Staurois parvus, 292 nucleotides long. The record is from the annotation of a GenBank genome assembly. Lineage: Eukaryota; Metazoa; Chordata; Amphibia; Anura; Ranidae.